Molecule: messenger RNA, 1527 nt
Organism: Manihot esculenta (cassava)
Lineage: Eukaryota; Viridiplantae; Streptophyta; Magnoliopsida; Malpighiales; Euphorbiaceae
Product: GDSL esterase/lipase At1g54790
Exons: 5
Coding region: 118-1281 (387 amino acids)
Molecular function (GO): hydrolase activity, acting on ester bonds
Source: RefSeq, a predicted model, not a curated record
AGCAUCCCUUACGAUAACUUUGUCUUUGCUUUGCAGCCACUUCAGGGAAAAUUUAUUUUAGCUGCUCUUUCUCUGGUCCUGGCUCCUUAAGCUAGAUAUAGUUUUCUCCGGUUAACCAUGGCUCAUGAACUCUAUACUCUGCUGAUACUAGCUUUAAUUGUCUCAUAUGCGCCGGUGGUUAUUCCUUCGAGUUUUAGCUAUCCUGCAGUUUUUAACUUCGGUGAUUCAAAUUCUGAUACUGGUGGUCUGGUUGCCGGAGUGGCUUUUCCAGUAGGACCUCCUAAUGGACAAACCUACUUCCAGGAACCGGCAGGGCGGUUUUGUGACGGCCGUUUGAUUAUCGAUUUUCUGAUGGAAGCGAUGGACCAUCCAUUUCUGAGUCCAUAUCUGGAUUCUGUAGUUGACCCUAACUUCCAAACCGGGUGUAAUUUUGCAACCGGAGGGUCUACUGUACUUCCAGCAAAUCAAUAUUCUAGAAGUCUGUUUUCAUUUGGAAUUCAGGUGGCUCAGUUUAUCAGAUUCAAGGCUCGGGUUCUUGAAUUACUAGCAAAAGAUAAGAACCUUGAGAAGUACCUCCCUCUGGAACAUUUCUUCAAACAAGCACUUUACGUGUUUGAUGUGGGCCAGAAUGAUCUCGAUGGUGCAUUAUACUCGAGAUCAGAACGCCAGAUGCGAGCUUAUAUUCCCGGAAUCUUGUCAGAGUUUGAGACGGGUCUUCAGAAAUUAUACAACGAGGGUGCCAGGAAUUUCUGGAUUCAUGGGACAGGGCCACUUGGCUGCUUACCCAGAAUUAUCGCAACAUUUGGGAGAAAAGCAUCAAGUCUCGACCAGAUUGGGUGUGUUAACGCACACAACAGAGUAGCAAAUGCUUUCAACAAUCAAUUACACGAUCUUUCUACAGAGUUUCGAUCACAGUUUCCUGAUGCUAAUGUCACUUAUGUGGACAUCUUCUCAAUUAAAUGGAACCUCAUUUCAAAUUUUUCUCAAUAUGGCUUCAAGCAGCCUUUAGCAGCGUGCUGUGGAUAUGGUGAGCCGCCAUUAAACUUUGACAACCGGAUUGCUUGCGGCGAAACCAAGAAUUUGAAUGGGAGCACAGUGACUGCAAGCCCUUGCAACAAUACCGCUGAAUACGUGAAUUGGGAUGGAAACCAUUAUACAGACGCAGCAAAUCGAUAUGUUUCAGACCAAAUCCUGUCAGGAAAUUACUCUGACCCACCUCUGACAGUAAACGGGUCAUUUAAUUACAAACCAAAGUUCAUUAACUACAAAAUGUUAUUGUGACUGGUUAGUGGUUUCACAUAAAUGCCAAAUGGAUGCCAAGAUCGUACAAAUUCCAUUAGAAGCUAAAGAAAUAAUCUGAGAUUUGUAGGGUUUACAACAGAAAGAGAAGAUUUCCAAUGUUGUUCGAAUUUGUGUUAGAUUUGGCUCUACGUGCUGUCAGCGAUCCUUUUCGCUGUGUUUAAAGAAUGAGAAUUGUGAAAUUCAUCUUUUAUUGAAAAAAGAGAAAUUAUUUUUACGUGAAUAAUG